CAGAAAGAACAGUCAAAAUGCAGACAGGGGACAGGACAAAGCAGUAGGGACAAAAUGUAUGUGAAAAUUACAUUUUUUUUAAAUUUUCAAAUUUCCCGCCGGCGGCGGCGCCCAUGCGUCCCGACGUCACAGGGACUGGAACACAGAAGCCGGAUGCCGCCAUCAGCCGGAGGAGAUGGCCGGGGACGCUGCAGGGGACACAUCGCGGGAGCGAAGCAUAAGGUAAGCUCUGCAGGGACUCCCUAUGCAGCGCCGCAUGGUAAGCCCGAGUGUAGCUCGAGGGUUACCGCUUUUGGUACAGAA
This is a messenger RNA of Staurois parvus, 303 nucleotides long. NCBI's taxonomy places the organism in Eukaryota, Metazoa, Chordata, Amphibia, Anura, Ranidae. The record is from the annotation of a GenBank genome assembly.